Carassius carassius (crucian carp) is the source of this 2514-nucleotide messenger RNA. RefSeq names its product potassium voltage-gated channel subfamily A member 2-like. NCBI's taxonomy places the organism in Eukaryota, Metazoa, Chordata, Actinopteri, Cypriniformes, Cyprinidae. Gene Ontology annotation, molecular function: protein binding; delayed rectifier potassium channel activity. The transcript has a single exon. Gene Ontology annotation, biological process: protein homooligomerization; potassium ion transmembrane transport. The record is from RefSeq and is a predicted model, not a curated record. Gene Ontology annotation, cellular component: voltage-gated potassium channel complex; membrane. The coding region runs from base 262 to 2199 and encodes 645 amino acids.
GGCUAAUAAGUAUCGGAUAUUACAUACACAAAAUUAAAGUAUAUGCUAUCAUUAUUACUUUAUUAUAGAUUUAAAUAUCAAAUUAUCGCAAGAAAACGUGAUAGCUUGGUGAGAGGACUUCAGCAGAUUGUGUCCAGAAAUGAUUUUGACCUCAUUGAAAGUCAUUGUGUAAUUCGGAUUCUGCGUAAACUACAUGUUGCAUGGAUUUCGUACUACUGAUUUCUCAUGCAUUAAUCUCGCCAUGAUUAACUAUUAAUUCAUAUGCUCCCUCGCGUGAGUAAUGAAAUUAAUGCAACAAAUCACAGUGAGGGUCUUCAUUUUAGUUUGCCUAACGGUUGCCGCCGAUGCGCGUUCCCACACCCCUCCCCUAAACGGUGGGCAUCGGUGACGCGCGUCUGGGGUUCAUGUUUAUGUCUGUCAGGUUUCCGAUUGGGCGCCGUGUGGAUGUGUGAUGAGCAUCCGCGCGCCGUGGGCGGGAACAGUCAUGUUUAUAAACGACAGUACUCGCGCCGUGGGCGGGAAGACUGGAUUGAGAACGUAGUGAUUCGAGAGCGAGAGGACGCGUGGCAGCGGCGGGCGGCGGGCGGCUGUGGCAGACCGGAGCUUGUGGAGGAGGCGCGGCUUCCACUGCCCCUCCACCGAAGCAGCUGUAUGGACGACCACCUCAGCCUCCUCCACUCGCCUCCGCCUUCCUCGAGCAAGCACCGGGGCAACAACCUCGUGAACCACGGCUACACCGAAAACGAGCAAGACAUCAUGACAAUUGUUGCUUGCGACAACAUGCUGGAGGAGUCGGCGGCGCUGCCCGGGCACCACUCUCUGGAGCAAUACGAGCCAGACCACGAGUGCUGCGAGAGAGUUGUCAUCAAUAUUUCGGGCUUGCGCUUCGAGACACAGCUCAAAACCCUGUCCCAGUUCCCCGAGACUUUACUUGGCGACCCCAAAAAGAGAAUGCGCUACUUUGACCCACUUAGAAACGAGUAUUUCUUAGACAGAAAUCGGCCGAGCUUCGAUGCCAUCUUGUAUUAUUACCAAUCCGGAGGGCGCAUACGGAGACCCGUGAACGUUCCCAUAGACAUUUUCUCCGAGGAGAUACGCUUCUACGAGCUCGGGGAGGAGGCCAUGGAGAAAUUUCGAGAGGAUGAGGGCUUUAUAAAGGAUGAGGUGCGUCCGUUGCCCUCUAAUGAGUUUCAGCGACAGGUGUGGCUGCUGUUUGAGUACCCGGAGAGCUCGGGUCCGGCCAGGGGCAUCGCGAUCGUCUCGGUGCUGGUCAUUUUGAUAUCCAUUGUUAUCUUUUGUCUGGAAACGUUACCCGAGUUCCGGGACGACAGGCACCCGACGACGGUCGCCCCACUUCUGAACGUAACCAACCCUUACCUCACGAGUCCCUUCACUGACCCGUUCUUUGUCAUCGAGACUGUGUGCAUCAUCUGGUUCUCCUUUGAACUGCUCGUGCGUUUCUUCGCGUGCCCCAGCAAAGCCACGUUCUCCAAGAACAUCAUGAACAUCAUUGACAUCGUGGCCAUCAUACCCUAUUUCAUCACUUUGGGGACCGAGCUCGCGGAAAGGCAAGGCAACGGCCAGCAGGCGAUGUCCUUGGCCAUUCUCCGGGUCAUCAGACUGGUGCGCGUGUUUCGGAUUUUCAAACUCUCGCGGCACUCGAAAGGGCUCCAGAUUCUGGGGCAAACACUCAAAGCCAGCAUGCGAGAGCUGGGCUUGCUGAUCUUCUUUCUCUUCAUCGGGGUCAUCUUAUUCUCGAGCGCUGUGUACUUCGCCGAGGCGGAUGAUCCCGACUCGGGCUUCAGCAGCAUCCCUGAUGCGUUCUGGUGGGCGGUGGUUACCAUGACGACCGUGGGGUACGGCGACAUGCACCCGGUCACCAUAGGGGGCAAAAUCGUCGGCUCCCUGUGUGCGAUCGCGGGCGUGUUAACCAUCGCUUUGCCAGUGCCAGUCAUCGUGUCCAACUUCAACUACUUCUACCACCGAGAGACUGAGGGCGAGGAGCAGGCGCAGUACCUCCACGUCGGCAGCUGCCAGCCUCUGUCCUCCUCCGAGGAGCUGAAGAAGACCCGGAGCACGUCCUCGCUCAGCAAGUCGGAGUACAUGGUCAUCGAGGAGGGAGCCUUCAAGCAGCCCAACUUCCACGCUCAGAACAACCAGAACUGCGUGAACAUUAAAACGAUGUUCACCGACGUGUAGGCUUCUAGAUGCGUGCCAGUGCGAGUCUGCGUGAUGAUGGCACGCUGUAGGUUCGUGUCAUGACAGUCAAGUGCUGCUGAGUGUGUCAUUUCCACGACGCAGAGGAAAUGUUACAUGUCUAACGCGCCCUCAUGCAGUGUUCAUCACCUGUUUGACUGAACCAUUUUACUGUGAGGAGGAAGCCGCUAUCGGCUUUCAGACCGUUUGCUGUCUUUAGGGUACGUUCAUUCAUGUCAGGCAAUAUGUGACAUCAGUGUGGCAAGCCGCUUUAACAUUUAUUCCUUACAACUAAUUAGCAUCUGUUUUUAUUUUACU